Messenger RNA from Erigeron canadensis, 2323 nucleotides. Its product is annotated as probable E3 ubiquitin-protein ligase ARI8. Gene Ontology annotation, cellular component: cytoplasm; ubiquitin ligase complex. The record is from RefSeq and is a predicted model, not a curated record. Gene Ontology annotation, molecular function: ubiquitin protein ligase activity; ubiquitin conjugating enzyme binding; zinc ion binding. Lineage: Eukaryota; Viridiplantae; Streptophyta; Magnoliopsida; Asterales; Asteraceae. The coding region runs from base 259 to 2040 and encodes 593 amino acids. Gene Ontology annotation, biological process: protein polyubiquitination; positive regulation of proteasomal ubiquitin-dependent protein catabolic process; ubiquitin-dependent protein catabolic process. The transcript has a single exon.
CUACUUAUUAAAAACGCUUUGACCUUAAAAAAAAAAAAAAAAAAAGAAAACAAAACAAAAUUUUCGUACUAUAUAAUCCUCUUGUUGCUGGGACUAAAAUCAAUGUUCCGUUAAUCCCUAAAACUCUUUUCCAUUUGAUGAUUCUCUUCCGAUAAUAUUUCUAUAAUUUAUUUUAUCUUUAUUUUUCACCCACAUCCGAAAAAAAAUCCCCAAUAAUUUAUUCUUAAACCCUAAAUUUUUUAAUUAAAAAUUCUGAUCAUGGAUUCCGAUCACGAUGAUCCUAUUUAUAAUUCCGAUGAUGAUGUUUAUGUUGACGAUGAUGAUGAUCAUCAUGUCGAUGAUGAUGAUGAUGAUGGUUCGAAUGCUGUGAUGAAUGAUGAUGAUGAUGAACAUCACGUGACUGAAAAAACUCAUGUUGUAUUAAAAGAAGAAGAUUUGAUUCAACGCGUAGAACAAGAUGUUAAUAAGGUUACCUCUGUUUUAUCUGUUAAUAAACAUAUCGCUACCAUUUUAUUAAUUAAAUAUAAUUGGAAUGUUAGUGAUGUUCAUGAAGCUUGGUUUGAAAACGAAGUCAAAGUUAGGGAUGGUGUCGGUUUGUUUGACGUUGACCCGGAUGUUAAGUUUCCGGGUGGGAAUAAUUUAAAUAGUAAUAAUAAUGUAGUAAUAGUUGAUUGUGGGAUUUGUUUUGAUUCGGUUAGUGUAACCGAUACUGCGAAUUGUGGGUGUGGUCAUGUUUAUUGUAAGGCUUGUUGGAAAGGUUAUGUUUCUGGCUCUAUUAAUGAUGGAAUUGGUUGUUUGAGCUUAAAGUGUCCUGAACCGAAAUGUGGGGCGGCUGUUGGGCCGGAUAUGGUGGAGGUGUUUGUCGAGGAUACGGAAUGGAAAAGGUAUCAAAAGUUUGUUGUGAUGUCGUAUGUGGAGAGUAAUAAGAAGGCCAAGUGGUGUCCUGGACCUGGGUGUGAGUACGCGGUUGAGUUUGAGGAUGAUUUUGAGAAUUUUAAUUAUGAUGUUAGUUGUGUAUGUAAGUAUGGAUUUUGUUGGAAAUGUAUGGAGGAUGCGCAUCGUCCGGUUGAUUGUGAGACGGUGGCGAAAUGGGUGUUGAAGAACAGUGCUGAGGCCGAGAAUACUACUUGGAUACUUGCGUUUACGAAGCCUUGUCCUAAAUGUAACCGGUCGAUUGAGAAGAAUCAAGGGUGUAUGCAUAUGACUUGCAGGGCGCCUUGUCGAUAUGAAUUUUGUUGGUUAUGUCUUGGUGCUUGGAAGGGACAUGCUACUAGGUCUUGUAAUAGCUAUAAUAGUAUGUUGCAGGGGGGUGUAGUUAAUGAUGCGGAAAAGCAACGAGAGAUGGCUAAGAAAGCGAUAGAGAGAUACACACAUUACUAUGAACGAUGGGCUGCAAAUGAGAAGUCAAGGAAACGAGCUCUUUCGGAUAUGCAAAAGAUUAAAACAGAACAACUCAAGAAGAUUAGUAUGAAUUACUGUCAACCCGAGACACAGUUACAGUUCAUUUUGGAUGCUUGGUUGCAGAUAGUUGAAUGCAGACGGGUGCUGAAAUGGACAUAUGCAUAUGGGUUCUAUAUACCCGCAGAUGAAGCAGGUAAAAAAAGUUUUUUUGAGUAUUUGCAGGGUGAAGCAGAGGCUGGAUUAGAAAGGCUUCAUGUUUGUGCUGAAAAGGAGCUGCAAGGUUACAUCGAAAACGCUGAAGAUAGUGAGGAACAAUUUAAUAAGUUCAGGGUAAAAUUAGCUGGUUUGACUAGUGUGACUCGCUCCUAUUUUGAGAACUUGGUUAAGGGCCUACAGAAUGGUCUUUCAGAGGUUGAUUCUCACGAGGCUCAGACCAAGACCGAUCCAGACCAGGUUGGAGCAGGCGAUCCAAGUAUCAAGGUAAGGGGGCGAAAGAGGUCUAUUAAGACUGGUGUGGAACAAUCACUAGAAAGUGCCAAGAGAAUGAGGAUCGUCAGUCGUGCAGGGACAAAUAUAACCCCGGUGGCUGGUGAAUCGUCAAGUAGUAACCGCAUAGUGAUCGAGAUAGACGAUGACUGAUACCUGGGUACACCCUGUAGCGUUUUGUUACUUGGAUCUGCUUCUUUUUGCGAGAAUAGAUGAUGGCCAUGAUUGGUGUGCAGGGUAUUUUGGUAAACUUAUUUCCUAAAACUUGUUAAAUCCUUCCUUUAGAUUUUUGCUUUUAAGUUAUAACUUGUGGAUAGAUUUUUGUUUCUAUGCGUUUACUCUUAUGAACUCUUAUCUAAGACUAAACUUAGCUAGAGGGAAAGAUUAUCUUUUAUGUAGACAUCAACUACUUAAAAUAAAUAAUGUUUGCCAUGAA